UGUCUUGGGAACCAGUCGGCCUCUGCCGCCGAAUCCCGGCCUGGGGCCUGCGACAGGGCGGCUGCUGUCGGAGGAGAAGCUGCAGCGAUGCCUCGUGGCCUCGGCUGCGGCGGCGGAGGCGGGCGGGGGUCCGAGAGGUGGCGCCGGUGUGUGAGCUACUGCCUGGAGAGGCACCAGGACCAGGCCCUGAGCAGCCAUAUGUACCUGCUGCGGGAGACGGGCCCCACCGGCUUCCUGCUGAGCGAGGACGAGCCCAGCGGCUGCAGCUAUCGCGUUUUUCUUGGAGAUCCUCACACAUGUAGCUGUUCCACAUUUCUGAAAGGAAAUGAUCUUUGUAAGCAUAUCUGUUGGAUAUUAUUGAAAAAAUUCAAGCUUCCAAGAAAUCAUGAAUAUGCUUUUCAGUUGGGUCUUGUGGAACGAGAAAUCAGUGAAUUGCUACAGGGAUUACAUCGAGUCCAGACUCCACGACCAACUCAGAGACCUUUUGUUGAAAAAGAUGGAUACAUCAAACAGAAGGAAAUUUGUUCAGAUGAUGUCUGCUCCAUAUGUCAAGAAGUACUCCUAGAAAAAAAGCUACCAGUCACCUACUGCAGGUAUGGUUGUGGUAAUAGUGUUCAUAUAAAAUGUAUGAAAAUAUGGGCUGAUCAUCAGGAUAAGUCAUCAAAAAACCCUGUUGUCAAGUGCCCUCUGUGCAGGGAAGAGUUUGCACCUUUAAAACUUAUUUUAGAUGAAUUCAGAAACUCCAACAGACUUGUGACAGCAGCAGAGAAAGAAAGGCUUGACAAACACCUUGGAAUUCCAUGUAACAACUGCAGACAGUUUCCAAUUGAGGGAACAUGUUAUAAGUGCACUGAAUGUACUGAAUAUCACCUAUGCCACGAAUGUUUUGUUAGUUGUUGCCAUCCUCCACAUAUUUUUACUUUUCGACAGAAGAGAAAUCAAAGGUGGAAAUCACUAGAAAAAAAUCCAGGGUUAUGUCCUUCAGGGAGAAUCUUUAAAAAUACAGAACUUACAAAUCAGACUGAAGAAGAAAUGACACAUCUUGAAAAAAGUAUCAUUUGCACACCAAAGCAUGUAGUAACAUCACUUCCUCUCAUAUUAAUUACAAAGAACAGUAAGCUGCUUGCUCCAGGGAACCAGUGUCGACUUUGUUUGAAGGCAUUUUGUCUUGGUCAGCAUACAAGACUAUUAUCAUGUAAUCACAAGUUUCAUAGGAAAUGUAUUGAUGAUUGGUUACUAAAUAUAUGUAAUUCAUGCCCUAUUGAUGGCCAAAUUGUCUAUAACCCUUUAAUCUGGAAAAAUUCACUGAUUAAUGGACAUAUACAAAAGCAAAUACCACAUACAGCUGCCACUCAUCUGUCAAAGCAGGUAUAUCCAGAACUUUUUAUACCAGGCACUGGAUUGCUCUUUAAAGAAGGCAAAUUUGACCACUUACCUGAAAGAUCUAAAGAUAAUUUCGAAAGACUCAAUAAUCAUCAAGAUUCAACAAAUUUGAAUGAUAAAUUAAUGGGGGAUGGUCUAUACCCUUUGCAAUCAAGUGAUCCAGAUUCAGGUAAAUUAAUCUUUGAUUAUAAAAUAAAUCACCAUUUCCCUAGCUAUCUUCAGGAUUCAUCCCUUAGCACUGCAGGGAAAAUGUCAUCUCAAGUUUUUCUUCCUUCCAUUACCAAGACUGGAAUUUAUGCUAAACCUGGAAGCCCAUUUGUCAACAGAAAGUCAUAUCACCCUGAACAAAAGCCAAAGGGGAACAGAGUGUCUCAGUACAUGGACAAUCUUACACUGAAGAAGAUUCUUGCCACUAAAAUAAGAAUUGACAAUGAAAGUUCAGAUGUUACCUUGCCAGAGGUUUUUCAUCAUAUGGUGAACUGGGAUACAACUAACCCUAGCUCAUCCAAAAGGGAGAAUAAUAUUUUAGGAAAAAUCAGACGAAACCAUGGUCUCCUAUCAAGAAGGCCUAUAUCAAAUGCUUUAAAUACUGAAGCUCAAGAGUUGUCUUUAAUAAUGGAAGGAGUUCCUCUCUGCAAAAGUUAAUUUGAGUAUUUUCUAGGAUUAAAAUGUAUUUGCAAAAAAUAGCACAUUUUUUACUGACUAAUUAUAAGUACUAUUCUUGGUCUAUGUACGCAGAUACAUACAUAUAUAUGUAUUAUUCCUUUAUGUAAUACACAUAUCUAGUUAUCUGUGAAUAGCAUAUCACACCAUUUAUUCUAGCACAGAAAAUUUAAACAACCUAGUCUCUAAUAAAGACACAGAUUUGAAUGUUCUGAUGAGAAAACUUUAAGAAAAAUGAUUUUUAGAUCAUAAUAAAAUAUUAAUAAUUACCAGAGCUUAUGAUCAUUUCAAUAAAUACAUGUGUUGGUUUUACUUAAAUAAAAGAAAUAAGCUUUCUUGGAAUGAGUCACUUCAGAUAUCUUAAAUUGUUAUAUGAUAUGCAAGUAAUUUUUCCUGGCAAUGUAAUUUGUUGCUUGUAUCUUUAAUAAUAAUAAGUACAAAUAUAAUAUGUAUAGUAGCAUAUAGCUUACAGGGAAAUUAGGAUGUGGGGUUUUAUUAUUAAUUUUUCCUUGAAGUAUUUUAUAUUUAUAUAAAAUUUAUAAAUACUAAAUGAGAAUAAAAUCUAGUCAUCAUGCCUUACUUUUUUGUAUUUUCACAGUCUAUAUCACAUCUACAAUUGUUUGCAUUAUUUUAUUUUUUGUAUCAGUUUGGCAGAUUUGACCGUGGAAUUCAUUAAGAUGAACAACAUCAAAGAUUAUGUUUUAAAUUUUUUUCUCUCUCAAGAAUGAAGAGUUAAAAUGUUUUGUUUAAGGGAUACCACUGUCAGAUUCUGGCUCUGUUUCUCACUUUUCUAUAACUUGUCAGGUUUUCACAUCUUUUCAUUUUCUAAGAUAUUAAACAAUUUCUCUUCUGCUAUAGGG
Messenger RNA from Phascolarctos cinereus (koala), 2906 nucleotides. RefSeq names its product zinc finger SWIM-type containing 2 (gene ZSWIM2). The record is from RefSeq and is a predicted model, not a curated record. Gene Ontology annotation, molecular function: ubiquitin protein ligase activity; zinc ion binding. NCBI's taxonomy places the organism in Eukaryota, Metazoa, Chordata, Mammalia, Diprotodontia, Phascolarctidae.